GCUUUACGCUUUUCUGCUCUCACUGAUCACCGAGUUUCAGUCCGUUUGUUUGCGGUGGAUUAACGAAGUCUUGGAUUUAGUGAGGAAGAUGAGCAGUUUGAGGGAUGACGCUCACGCUGAACGCUCCUCGGGUGGUGUGAUGACGAGCGAGUGAUGAGCCGGUGUGAGGAAUGUCCGUCUGUCUUCUGCUGCUGGUCCUCUUCACUCUGACCGCAAACACUCAGGUGUCUUCUGGAAAAUCUCUGAAGCUGCUGCAGGAGCAAUGGAGGAUCUACACAAAUGAGUGCAUCCAGAGCUUCAUCAGCACACCGCCGGCCGCAGGACUGGUGUGUAACAGGACGUUUGAUCAGUACGUGUGUUGGCCCGAUGGAUCGCCGGGCACCACGGUUAACGUGUCCUGCCCGUGGUACCUGCCCUGGUACCGGAAAGUUCAUCGGGGGUUGGUUUACCGCGUGUGCAGUGCUGACGGCAGAUGGGCUCAUGGGAAAAACACCAGCGAGUGUGAGCAGGAUGACCCUGGACAGAAGCAGUACGGUCAGAUCCUCAGCAAGUUCAGAGCCAUGUACACCGUCGGAUACUCACUGUCUCUGGCAGCACUGACUCUCGCGCUGGCCAUCCUGAUCAGCUUCAGGAAGCUGCACUGCAUGAGGAACAACAUCCACAUGAAUCUGUUCGGCUCCUUCAUCCUGCGCGCCGUCUCCAUCCUCGCCAAAGACGCGCUGCUGGAUCAGAUGAACAGCGCUCAGAGCGGCCCGCAUCACUUCCAGGGGCAGCGCUGGGUCAGCGCUCAGACGGUGAGCGGCUGCCGUGCUGCGAUGGUGAUGAUGCAGUACAGCGUCAUGGCCAACAACUACUGGCUGCUGGUGGAGGGUCUGUAUCUGCACAGCCUGCUGGUCAUCACCGUCUUCUCCGAGAGGAACUACUUCUACAUUUACCUCUGCAUCGGCUGGGGUGCGCCGCUCAUAUUUGUGCUGCCGUGGAUGACAGUCAAGUACCUGUAUGAAAAUGAAGAAUGCUGGGAAAGGAAUAUCAACAUGGGCUACUGGUGGAUCAUCCGUUCUCCCAUUCUGUUUGCGUAUCUGAUUAAUUUCAUUAUAUUCAUUCGUAUAAUAAAGAUCCUGAUGUCCAAGCUGAAGGCGCAUCAGAUGAGAUACACCGACUACAAGUUCAGGCUGGCCAAGUCCACGCUCACACUGAUUCCUCUGCUGGGAAUUCACGCCAUCCUCUUCACCUUCGUUAUCGAUGAGUCCGUGCCGAAGGAGUCUCUUCUCAGGCUGAUCCGCCUCUUCUACGACCUCCUGUUCAGCUCCUUCCAGGGUCUGCUCGUGGCCAUCCUUUACUGCUUCGUCAACAAAGAGGUCCAGAGCGAGAUGCUGAAGAAGUGGAAGAGGUGGAAACUAGGCAAGGACAUCGAGGAAGAGUACCGUCACACCCACAGCCAGACGCCCCAUGCCAAAAGUGGCAGCAUGGCCCCGGCGAUGACCCACGAAUGCCCCGAAACCCCAGAGCUGGCAGCCACGGCCUCGGCAGAGUCCCAGCGUCUGGUGACGGGCCUUCAGAACGGAAUGAACUGGAACCGGGGACGCGUGAGGCUGCAGUUGACCGCCGAGCCACAGGAGGGCGCUAGUAACUGCAGCUCUCUGACAGAAGACAUUUGUCUGGAAGAGCGUCCCCUCAACAGUGAGUGCUCAGCAGCGGUGACAGAAACCAGUGUUUGAGGAACGUGACACUGAUGGCUGUUUUUAACACUUAUGGAUCAAUGAAAUGAUAUUACAUUCCAGAUGUGGUCUUCAUGUUACCAAACAGGCCUCUAUCAUGUGAAAACAUGUUCUAGUAACCUUUAAAAACAAACCGCAGUUAUCUCCUGAGUUGGUAAAUUACCAAAUAGUAUUAUAAAGCAAUAAGCCCCAAGAAGCCGUGGUUUACAGUGAAUUUAUAACAGCUAAGGGGCGUUGUUAGGCACGACGCGAAGCGGAGUUAGCUGUUAUAGAUUCACUGUAACCCACGGCUUCACGGGGCUUAUUGCUUUUAUAAAAUGGUUAUUCCAUAUACGUAGUUAGGUUUCAC
Sinocyclocheilus anshuiensis is the source of this 2067-nucleotide messenger RNA. Its product is annotated as glucagon receptor-like. NCBI's taxonomy places the organism in Eukaryota, Metazoa, Chordata, Actinopteri, Cypriniformes, Cyprinidae. Gene Ontology annotation, biological process: cell surface receptor signaling pathway; adenylate cyclase-activating G protein-coupled receptor signaling pathway. The transcript has 14 exons. Bases 171 to 1718 code for a protein of 515 amino acids. Gene Ontology annotation, cellular component: plasma membrane. Gene Ontology annotation, molecular function: glucagon receptor activity; gastric inhibitory peptide receptor activity; peptide hormone binding. The record is from RefSeq and is a predicted model, not a curated record.